Messenger RNA from Mycena indigotica, 1314 nucleotides. RefSeq names its product AB hydrolase-1 domain-containing protein. Bases 1 to 1314 code for a protein of 437 amino acids. Gene Ontology annotation, molecular function: homoserine O-acetyltransferase activity. Lineage: Eukaryota; Fungi; Basidiomycota; Agaricomycetes; Agaricales; Mycenaceae. The transcript has 2 exons. Gene Ontology annotation, biological process: L-homoserine metabolic process. The record is from RefSeq and is a predicted model, not a curated record.
AUGGCUUCCGCCACCAUCCCACAGAUUGACCAGAACAUUCAUUUUCUGCCGUCUUUUACUCUGGAAUGCGGGACAGAGCUUAAAAGCGUGCCUGUCGCGUACAAAACUUGGGGUCGACUGAACGAGACAAAAGAUAAUGUUAUGGUUAUCUGCCAUGCACUCACUGGAAGUGCCGAUGUCGAAGACUGGUGGGGCCCACUCAUGGGUCGAAACAAGGCAUUUGACCCCAGCCGUUUUUUCAUUUUUUGUGCAAACACACUGGGCUCGCCCUAUGGUUCUGCGUCGCCCAUUACAACAAAUCCAGAUACUGGCAAGCCUUACGGCCCGACCUUCCCUCCUACUUCGAUUCGAGACGACGUAAAGAUUCACCAACAUGUGCUUCGUACACAUCUUGGCGUGCGAAGAGUCGCCGUAGUUAUCGGUGGUUCAAUGGGCGGAAUGGCGACACUCGAAUGGCCGCUCAUUGCUCCAGGCUUUGUACAGAGAAUCGUUGUUCUAGCGACAUCUGCUCGACACUCUGCUUGGUGCAUUGCAUGGGGAGAAAGUCAGCGACAGAGCAUCUAUAGCGAUCCCGCUUAUAAAGGAGGAUACUACGAGGUCGAACAACAACCUCGAAACGGACUUGCUGCUGCCCGUAUGACAGCGUUGCUAACAUAUAGGUCCAGAGAUUCUUUCGAACGGAGAUUUGGCAGGAAAGUCCAAGCGCAACACCCACCAUCCCCUCGUCUUGAUGACAACGCAGUCCUCAUGACCCCCCCUGCUUCCCCUCCUCUCGAAGCGGUCGAUUUGCAUAAUGACGGACACAGAGCCCAUACUCUCGACUCGCCACCUACUCGACCUCCCAUAUUCUCCGCUCAAUCCUAUUUGCGAUAUCAGGGCGACAAGUUCAUUGCCCGCUUUGACGCCAAUUGCUACAUCCACAUCACUCGGAAGAUGGAUACACACGACCUUGCCAGGGGUAGAGUUACGGAGGAGGCUCAACCAGAAGAAGCGCUGGUCCAGACACUCUCACGACUGCCUAGUCGAGCGCUCGUAAUCUCUAUUCAGUCUGACGGACUGUUCACACCUCCCGAGCAAGCACUUCUUGCGACACAUAUUCCUGAUUCGGAAUUGGUCGUGAUCCCAAGCGGGGAGGGUCAUGAUGGGUUUUUGGUGGAAUUUGAAGAGAUCAACCACUGUGUGUUGGGGUACCUUCAGAGAGAACUGGCAGAUAUGUAUUCGGGUCCCGUGGAAGAAGUUGAAGGAGAAGAUGACUUUGCGGUGAAGAAAGAAAGCGUGUUCGGGGAGGCAGAAGUUGAUUUGACACGGUGGUAG